AUGUGUUAAUAAAUUAAAAACUAAAAUAAUUAGUUUAAUAUAAACCAAGUCAAAUAUCAUAAUAAAUAACAAUAAAAACAAAAUAUUAAAUCAAUAAAAUCACUUAGAAACAUGAAUAAUUAUUAAAAAUAAAUAAAUGAUUAAGAUAGUAUUAUUAUUGAAUUAAAUUAUGCUGUUGAAAAGUUAAAAAAUUAAUAACUUGAAGUGAAAGGUUAGUUAAAUCAAAUGGAUUAAGGUAUUGGAGAUUUACAAGAAGGAAUUGAUAAAAAUAGUAUUAAAAGCAAAGCACUCUAAUAAAAACUUUCUAAUCUUCAAACAACAAAUGGUAUUAUACAAUUUUAAAAUUUUUUAUUUUAUAAUCUAAUAAUUAAUUAAACAGGUAUAAGCUAAAUAUAAACUAUUUUGGUUCUCUUUGGCAUCCUCUGCUUUUUAAUUUUCAUUUUUAUAUAUAUUUGA
Molecule: messenger RNA, 456 nt
Organism: Tetrahymena thermophila SB210
Lineage: Eukaryota; Ciliophora; Oligohymenophorea; Hymenostomatida; Tetrahymenidae
Product: transmembrane protein, putative
Exons: 2
Source: RefSeq, a predicted model, not a curated record